This is a messenger RNA of Brettanomyces bruxellensis, 1116 nucleotides long. RefSeq lists its product as uncharacterized. Gene Ontology annotation, cellular component: anaphase-promoting complex. The transcript has a single exon. Gene Ontology annotation, biological process: anaphase-promoting complex-dependent catabolic process. Bases 1 to 1116 code for a protein of 371 amino acids. The record is from RefSeq and is a predicted model, not a curated record. NCBI's taxonomy places the organism in Eukaryota, Fungi, Ascomycota, Pichiomycetes, Pichiales, Pichiaceae.
AUGUUUAUCCCAAAUCUAAUGCCAGGUGAUAUCCAUCGAAUGUGGAUGAACCGUACAGGCGCUCACUACAUGGAUAGCACAAGUUCCCCACAUAAUGUAUCUGGUGAAUAUAAUGUGUGCUCUGGUAAUGAUCGAAAUGAAUACCCAUCAAUGCCGUCUUAUUCGGCAAAUACUUCCGGUCCUAUUACACAUAUGCAAUCUACUAUGAAAAUUAGAAAGAUAAUUGGGACACAUGACGAGUCAAAUACAGGAUUUAAUGAUGUCUUCACUACCUUGGAUCAGGUUAGCCUCAUUCUAGAUUCCAAACUUAGAAGGCUAAACGAAAUUGGUAGCAUUGGUGCUGAUACAAUAAAACCAUUUGGAUAUGACAAAACUUUAAAUGAGUUACGUGCAGAGCAUGAACAGGAAAAGAAACAAGAAGAGAUGCAACAUCCGACGGGAUCACCAACUCAAACCGACCUUAAUGAAUUGCAAGUUUCAGCAGCAAGCACCAAUUACAACUAUUCUAAUAAUGAAGGCAGUGUGAAUAAUUUAAGAGAGAGUAUUGUUGAUGCAGAUCCAUCAACGUCUAACCAUAUACCCGAAAGAGUGUCUGUAUCCAGCGAGGAUCCAAUUUCCUCCCAUGAUCUUGACGCUGAACUAUCCAAUAGGGACGAAGAUAGUAAUGCUGAUUUGGAAUCAGUACAACACGAAAAUGACGUUCAUAUUGCAGUGGAUGAUCACAGUUCAGAGUCCGGCGAUGUACAGCAAAACUUUGAUACACAUUCAUUGGGAGGGAACCAAGAAAGCAACGAAGAGGAUAUGCUAGUGCAAACCGACGGCGAUGGCGAGUUCUUCAUGGCAUCCGAAGAAUAUCAAGUUGACCAUACAAUUAAUGAAUAUGCUCGAAAACGAACAUAUUCAUUUUUGGGAAAUUCAAGUUUUACACAAUCACCAGUUCAGGGUACUUCCAAUGGGCUGUCUGGUCAAAUAGGUGCUAUGGACACAGGUCCUAUAAGUGGAACAACAGCAACAAUAUACUCUUCUGCAGCCAAUGAUAUUGAGCCUACCGCACUAACUUCUCCAUUGGGCGAUAUCGAAGAUGAAAUAUCCGACCAUGACAUGACGGUAGAAUAA